Messenger RNA from Penicilliopsis zonata CBS 506.65, 1515 nucleotides. RefSeq lists its product as hypothetical. The record is from RefSeq and is a predicted model, not a curated record. Gene Ontology annotation, cellular component: cytosol; cytoplasm. Gene Ontology annotation, biological process: secondary metabolic process. Gene Ontology annotation, molecular function: carboxy-lyase activity; hydrolase activity. Lineage: Eukaryota; Fungi; Ascomycota; Eurotiomycetes; Eurotiales; Aspergillaceae. The coding region runs from base 293 to 1450 and encodes 385 amino acids. The transcript has 3 exons.
ACAAGAUGAGACGAUGAGGUCAUGCGGAUGGCCAGUGCGAGAUAAAACAGCACUGAGUGAUUGGGCGUGGACAGAUGAAGCGAGAUAAGAGAGUUGCCAGGGUAGGGGAAAUGUGUAGUAGAGUCAAUCUGGCAAGUCUGAGGAGUCUCUCGUACCUGCAAUCACAAAUACCCCGCAUGAGACAAGAAUGCAACGGGUUUAAGGAUCAACACUCCUCCUUGGUUGAUUAUCGUGUCGAGAGGUAUUUUCAAGCUUUACAGAUACCCCGGAUCCAGAAGUCGUGACGAAGACGAUGGAGACUCCCCUGGUUGUCGAUAUCCAUACCCAUGUGUACCCCCCCUCGUACAUGGAUAUGCUGCGCGCUCGCCGGACAGUCCCGUAUGUGCACGAUCCGCCGUCCGGGGCGUUGCCCAGACUGAUCAUUCUGUCGUCCGACGACGACCAGUCUAUCCCCCUCGAUCAGCGAGGACGGCCGGUCGAUACGUCCUACUCGGAUAUAAACGUCAAGCUUGCUUUUAUGCGGCAGCACGGUAUCAACUCGAGCGUGAUCUCUCUUGCCAAUCCGUGGCUCGACUUUCUGGCACCGGAAGAAGCGCAGAUCUGGGCCCAACGGAUCAACGAUGAUCUGGAGGGGACCUGCGCGCGAGUCAAUAGCGCGGCAGAUCCGGAGAAAAGGCUCGGUCUGCAUGAGAAAGAGACUCUCUUCGCGAUGGGAGCCCUGCCAUUGAGUGCCCCGUCUGCAGAUAUCAUCGUCGGGGAAAUCCACCGGCUCAAGACGCUGCCACAUAUCCGGGGGGUCAUCAUGGGAACUUCCGGGUUAGGCAAAGGGUUAGACGACAGGAGACUCGAUCUCGUCUGGGCCGCGUUGCAGGAGACUGGGUUGAUUCUGUUUCUACAUCCACACUACGGUCUACCUGACGAAGCGUUCGGGGGACCAGAUGCAACGAACCGAUACGGCCAUGUGUUGCCGCUGGCACUUGGGUUCCCGCUGGAGACCACCAUUGCAGUGACGCGGAUGCUGUUGUCCGGUGUAUUCGAUCGCUUUUCUCGCCUGAAAAUUCUCCUGGCUCAUUCAGGAGGCACGCUGCCAUUCCUCGCUGGCCGCAUUGAGAGUUGCAUCCUCCACGAACGCAAGUUCCUCGCGAAUGGAGGCAACGUCCCUGGUCCUCAACGGAGUGUAUGGGAUAUCCUCAGAACCAAUAUAUAUUUGGACGCCGUAGUCUACGGGAAAGCUGGUCUAGAAGCCGCAGUGCAGGCUUCUGGGGGGGCUGAUCGACUUCUCUUUGGAACCGAUCACCCUUUCUUCCCACCACUAGACGACAAAGAGGGCGAAGACUGGCCCAGUGUAACCACAAAUUAUAAAGCAAUCAACGCCUCCUUCGCCGGGGAUGCGGAUUCAAUCUCUGCAGUCCUAGGAGGAAACGCAGUGCGGAUCUUGGAUCUAAAGUAGAUCAUGAACUAGCAUAUAUCGAAUUAUCACUUGACAGCUUGAGGAAAUAAAUAUAGUAUAGUCGA